Anarrhichthys ocellatus (wolf-eel) is the source of this 1783-nucleotide messenger RNA. Its product is annotated as torsin-4A-like. Gene Ontology annotation, cellular component: endoplasmic reticulum lumen; nuclear envelope. The coding region runs from base 22 to 462 and encodes 146 amino acids. The record is from RefSeq and is a predicted model, not a curated record. Lineage: Eukaryota; Metazoa; Chordata; Actinopteri; Perciformes; Anarhichadidae. Gene Ontology annotation, molecular function: ATP hydrolysis activity; ATP binding. The transcript has 2 exons.
GUCUUCGACGAGGCCGAGCACAUGCACUGCGAGAUCCUGGACGCACUGCUGCAGCUCGUGGCGUCCAAGCAGUCCAACGAGUACCUGAACGCCGUCUACCUGCUGCUGAGCAACCUGGGUCACGCGCGCGUCACCAAGCACAUGCUGCACAACUCCUCCAGCAUUUCCACGAGCAACCUGGUGAAAGAGCUGACUCCGAUAUUACGCAACUCUCUGGAGAAGCUUCACCCGCUGUGGACGGAGGCGGACGUCUUACCUCUGGGCCUUUUGGAGAAAAGUCACGUGAUGGAGUGCUUCCUGGAUGAAAUGACCCGAGAGGGGUUCUACCCGGAUCAUACCAACAUGGAGCGCCUGGCGGGGGAGGUUGGAUAUUACCCUGAGGUCGGGGGGCACGAAUACUCCAAGACGGGCUGCAAGCAAGUGGUGGCUAAGAUGACCACAACAACUGAGCAAAGGACAUGAGAUGUGGUUAAAGCUCCAGAAAAGGCGAGUAAGUGGAGAUAAAACUAUACACGUCAAAUAAUUAGGGCUGUACCGAAUAGUUAAGAGCUUUAUUUAUAACGUUCUGAAUCAACGUUUGAAUGCUGCACAGUGGCAGAUAAAGAUCAGGCUACACUAAUAUCUUAGUGUUAUUCUUUGGGUAGAAUCAGAUUCCAGUGGUGGCCGCUAAGGAUUUUUACGUUGCUAACAAAAAAUCAGCACCAGCUACCAGUCAAAUGCUAAAAUAUGCAAGUGGCUGCUAGAAAAAAGCUAAUUUAUUGUGUGACUGGUAGAUUUUGGAGCCAGAGUACAGUAGCAUGUGGACAAAAAAAGUUCAUUUCUAAUCUUACUGUCAGGUCCAAAAAGUCAAAAUCUAUUGAAAAAAGAGAUGUAAUCAUUUAAAAAAUGUUCACAUCUAACGGAAUAUCUCUAAUAUCUAUAUUUGUUGGCGUUUAGCCUUUUAAAAACAAAACUGUACUUGCAAUCAAAAAACUGUCUGUUAUAUUUAUUCAAGAAAGUUGAUUUAAUAAAAACAGACUAACUCCAAUAAGCCAAUAAAUAAUUGUAUUUAAUAUUUAUUCAAACUGAUGAUUUUGUGUAUUCUUUUUAGCUUUUCAAAUGUAAGCGCUGUCAAACGUUCAGCCCAAAGUCAACGUACUUGUUCUACCUUGUUAUGUGGAUGAGGAAAAAGGACAACAACUUGUAUGAGACAAGAUUUUUAAUUUCUUUUUUUUAUUAUUUGAAUUCCCUUAGUUGACAUUGGAAACAAAACGAGGUACUGUGUCUAAGUGACAAAGAAAGAUGAGCCGUAGACUCAUAAUGUCACAAUUAGAUGGAGAGAAAAAACACAAAAAUAUCAGAAACAAAUAGGAGAGUCAUGUGGGAGACAGCGACCCGCUUCCAUAGUCCUAUGAAAGCGCUUUGAUCGGAGUCACUCGGAGGUCAAUAAACUGUUGUAUGUACAGAUCUGAGGAGUGAAGGUUGUUUUUAUUGAGAAGAGAAGAGAGCAGCGACGGCAACGAGAGGAAACAGCAGACGCAAAAACAUCUCUAUCCUCACGGUCCUUUGUGACGACAGAUGAAAACAAUAGUGUAGAAAUGCAAACUAACUACAUGAGAAGAUUCCACGACAUUGAUCUCACCUACCGGUAAAGACAAAGGAUCAAAGAGAGGAGCAUCUGAGCAGACCUUCAUCGUUUGUAAAAUGUCCUUCAUUCACCAACUCGGCCUCAAUAUUUCAGUCAUAUGUUCAUGAAAUGUGUGAAACAUUUAAACGGAUUAAAUAGUAACAAGUGCUCCAAACG